Messenger RNA from Saprolegnia diclina VS20, 218 nucleotides. RefSeq lists its product as hypothetical. Lineage: Eukaryota; Oomycota; Saprolegniomycetes; Saprolegniales; Saprolegniaceae. The transcript has 2 exons. Bases 15 to 218 code for a protein of 67 amino acids. The record is from RefSeq and is a predicted model, not a curated record.
CGCAUUCGUACAGCAUGCGCGUGGCCCCUACUGAGAGCCAUGUCCACGCGCUUGCCGCGCCGCGGAGUUCCCGCCUCGCGCUCCUCGCGCGACUCUACGUCGUCGUCUCGUCGGCCCUCAGUCUCUACUUUCUCGUUGUGAUCUUGCAGCCCAACAUCACCAACGACCUCUGGUGGGCAGGCUUUACCACGGCCGGACCACAGACAGAAGAGCUAUGA